UUCUCUCUCUCUCUCUCUCUUGUCUUCUGUCUCAAAACGUUUUUGAGUACAAACUGUGAAAACAAACAAAUGCAGACGAGUCGGUUACUCUCCUUUUCCUCUAACUCCCCGAGUUCCGGCAGCUUCUCCUCCGCCGUUGACCUCUCCGCCAUCGCCGCCCGAGUCGUCGAAGAAUUCAGAGAUCAAGAAGAGCAGACACCACUAUCUGAUUCUCCCCGACUCAACGUCAACGACGAUGAUGAUGAACCAGAAUUCGCCUUCGAUUGUCCAAGCCAAGUGUGUUCUCAACCCCUCGCUACCGCCGACGAGAUUUUCUGCAACGGUCAGAUCCGUCCUCUGACCCCGUACGGUUGCGUAGCCGGAAAUGCUCCCGUGGAAUCUCAGCCGACGAUGCCGCGUCGUCGUAGACCUGCGCUGAGAAAACUGAUGAGUGAAGAACGAGAUCCGGCGGCUUCGAAUUCUUCGUCGGAAGGUGAAGAGGAUCUAAACGGUGUUCCGCCGGAGACGUACUGUGUAUGGACGCCGAAACAACCGAGUUCCGGAGAGGAAGAUCUUCGAGGACUCUCGUCGUCUCCGUCACAAAGCAAAAUCAAAAGCAAUUCAGCUGGCUUCUCGAAACGUUGGAAGCUGAGGAAUCUUCUGUACGUUAGAAGCAGAAGCGAAGGAAACGAGAAGCUCGUGUUUCCGGCGCCGGUUAAGAAGAGCGACGGUGAGGAUAACUCAUCCGAUCAUAAAGAAGAAGAAGAAGCGUCGUCAAAGGUGGUGGACGGAGAAGAAGGAAGAGAAACGGAGGAGACGAAACGACAGACGUAUGUGUCGUAUAGAAAGGACAUGGUUGGAAUAUUAAGAAAUGUGAAUGGGCUAAGUCGUCAUUUACGUCCUUUUUGAUGGUGACGUGGCUCUCCUAGACGCGGACUUUGGGUGGGCUUCGGUUUCUUUCUUUCUUUCUUUUUCUCUUCUUUUUUACCUUUUCUUUUGAUUUUCUCUCUCAACCUUUUUCUUUUAUAAGUUUCCGGGAAAAUCUUGAGUGUUGGGCGAGAAAGUAAAUAAUUUUGUAUUUACGAAAAAUGGUGUCGGUUUGGGAUUAGAUUAUAAAGUUUUUGGUGGGUUGAUUUUAUUUUAUUGGAAUGGAGGAGAAUAAUGGGGGUUUUUCUAUUGAAAUAAAACUUGUUCAAUUUUUUAGCA
Molecule: messenger RNA, 1185 nt
Organism: Capsella rubella
Lineage: Eukaryota; Viridiplantae; Streptophyta; Magnoliopsida; Brassicales; Brassicaceae
Exons: 1
Coding region: 70-888 (272 amino acids)
Source: RefSeq, a predicted model, not a curated record